CGCGUGCCUGCCUCACUGUGCUCAUCAAUCAUCAUCACUUAGCUUGGGAUAUAUACUUCGUUCACGGCACACACACACCUACACAGACAUGGCUUGCUCAUCGUCCCGUUCCACGGCCGCCGCCGGUGUGGUACUCGCAAUGGUGGUGGCCGCGUUGUGCCUCCAUGGCGCGGCGGCGCAGCUCUGCGAGGACUACUACGACGACACGUGCCCUGACGCUUACGCCAUCGUGAAGAAGGUGCUCGUCGACGCCCACAGGUCCGACGUCCGGAUCUUCGCCAGCCUCAUCCGCCUCCAUUUCCACGACUGCUUCGUCCAGGGCUGCGACGGGUCGCUGCUGCUGGACGGCGUGCCGGGGGUGAUCAACUCCGAGAAGGGGGCGCGGCCCAACAACGGCUCGGCGCGUGGUUACGAGGUGGUGGACAAGGUCAAGGCGGCGCUGGAGGACGCCUGCCACGGAGUCGUCUCCUGCGCCGACAUCCUCGCCAUCGCCGCCGAGAUCUCCGUCGAGCUGUCCGGUGGCCCGAAGUGGGGCAUCCUGCUGGGAAGACUGGACGGCCGGACGGCCAACUUCUCAAGCGCAUCCAACCUGCCAUCGCCCUUCGACAACCUCACCGUACUCGAGAAGAAGUUCAGGGACGUCCGCCUUAACACUGUCGACCUCGUCGCCCUCUCAGGGGCCCACACAUUUGGCCGGGCACAAUGCCAGUUCGUCACGGACCGGCUCUACAACUUCAGCGGGACGGGCCGGCCCGACCCAACCCUCAACUCCGGGUACCGGGCUUUCCUAACCCAAAGGUGCCCGCUGAACGGCAAUGGAUCGGUCCUGACCAACCUCGAUCCGACGACACCAGACACCUUCGACAAGAACUACUACACCAACCUUGAGGUGAACCGGGGCCUCCUCGACUCCGAUCAGAUCCUCAAGUCCGCGCCCGAGGCACAGGGCGUCACGGCACCCAUCGUCGACCAGUUUGCGAGGAGCCAGGAUGCUUUCUUCAAGAGCUUUGCACAGUCCAUGAUAAACAUGGGGAACAUCCAGCCCAUGACAGACCCCUCCGUGGGGGAAAUCCGUUGCAACUGCAGGAAGGUUAACGACAGUUAGAAAUGACUGAUCGUGUGGAUGUGUGAUGAUCAGUUAUUAGUAGAUCAGUAGUACAAGUCAAGCACCCAGCUGUUCCUGUAAUGUGCAGCUCGAUCAUUACUUAUAGUUCUUCAGUUGUUGUUCGAAAAAAAAAAGUUGUUCGAAAAAAAUAGUUCUUCAGUUUCAUAAUUGUUCAUAUAUAAAUGUGUGAAAUAAAGAGGAAACAAUUUCUCCUGUUAUUUUAUAA
Molecule: messenger RNA, 1331 nt
Organism: Panicum virgatum (switchgrass)
Lineage: Eukaryota; Viridiplantae; Streptophyta; Magnoliopsida; Poales; Poaceae
Product: peroxidase A2-like
Exons: 4
Coding region: 89-1105 (338 amino acids)
Biological process (GO): response to oxidative stress; hydrogen peroxide catabolic process
Molecular function (GO): peroxidase activity; heme binding
Source: RefSeq, a predicted model, not a curated record